AUGUGGAUAUUGCCAGAGUUGUCACUCCAGAUGCUCUAGUGUGUCGGACCAUCUGCACCUACCAUGCCAACUGCUUCUUCUUCACGUUCCACACCAAUGAAUGGCAUAUAGAAUCACAGAGGCGAGUACAAAGGGGAGCUUUCUUUAAAUAGAAAUGUUUGUUACCUAAAAACUUCUGCAAGUGGGGAACCAACUUACUCUACUCCUCAGGAAAACACUAUAUCUGGACAUAGCCUUUUGUCCUGCAAAAGAACUCUGCCUGAACCAUGCCACAGCAAAAUUUACUCUGGAGUUGACUUUAGAGGGGAAGAACUGAACAUGACCUUUGUGCAAGGAGCAAUUGCUUGCCAAAAGAUGUGUACAGAGACAGUUCGCUGCCAGUUUUUUACUUACUCUUCACUCCCAGAAGACUGUGAGGAAAAGAAGUGUAAAUGUUCUAUGCGAUUAUCUUCAGAUGGUUCCCCAACCAGGAUUACACAUGGGAUCCAAGGGAGCUCUGGUUAUUCUUUGAGAUUGUGUGAAACAGGAGACAGCUCUGUCUGCACAAAAACAAACCCACGCAUUGUGGGAGGAACGAAUUCUUCUUUGGGAGAGUGGCCCUGGCAGGUCAGCCUACAGUUGUGGCUGCCGAACCUGAUCCACCUGUGUGGAGGGUCAAUCAUUGGAAACCAAUGGAUCCUGACUGCUGCCCAUUGCUUUGAUGGGAUUUCCUUACCGUAUCCUUGGCGCAUUUACAGUGGCUUUGUGGAACUGUCCAACAUUACAAAAGAAACUUAUUUUUCAGAAAUAAGAGAGAUUAUUAUUCACCAGAAAUAUAAAAUCACAGAUGUUGGUCAUGACAUUGCCUUAAUAAAACUUCUGGCGCCCUUGAAUUAUACUGAAUUCCAAAAACCAGUAUGCCUACCUUCCAAAAAUGAUGCAAAUACAAUUUAUACCAACUGUUGGGUAACUGGAUGGGGCUUCGAUAAAGAAAAAGGUAAAAUCCAAAAUAUUCUACAAAAGGCAAAUAUUCCUUUGGUAACGAAUGAAGAAUGCCAGAAAAGAUACAGAGAUUAUGUCAUAACCAAUCAGAUGGUCUGUGCUGGCUACGAAGAAGGGGGCAAAGAUGCUUGUAAGGGAGACUCCGGUGGUCCCUUAGUCUGCAAACAGGGUGGAAUGUGGCAGUUGGUGGGCAUCACCAGUUGGGGGGAAGGCUGUGCCCUCAAGGGACAACCUGGCGUCUACACCAAAGUUUCUGAGUACUUGGACUGGAUUUUAGAGAAGAUGCAGAACAGCGACAAAGGUGCUUUGAUGAAGUCAUCGGCCUAAGGAGGCUGGACAGUGAAGAGAACCCAGGGUUGUUUGAAGGAGAACCCAGGGUUGUAACUCUAGUUUUACAUCCUGGGAUCUAGUCAAGUUCUAAGCCUUGGAGUCCUCACCUGAAAAACAUGGAGAGGAGUGUCUACCUUGCGUCCUUGUCGUAAGGAUCAAAAUUAAAACAAACAAACAACAACAAAAACAGGAGGUACAACAGCUGUGGGGACAAUGCCUUGCUGAGAUUUGCUUUCAGUAUUCAGUAACCAGGAGCUCCUAAUGGGAGAUCACUGAAGAACUCUGCCAUUUUGUUGUGAAAUCGAACACCAAAAGAGCACAAUUAGAGUGUUUCCUUCUGGUUUUGAAACAGAACUGACAAUAAGUGACUCUGGAUUGAAGCACAGUGCUUGGGAUCACCCUGAUCUUCCUGCUUCCCCUGGAACUCAAUAUGUCUCAGAGAUAUAACUUGUCCAUGCCUCACCUGCCGACUCAUUAGGACCUAAUGCUGCCUUUGUCCUUUGGGUGAAGAGCUAGGAAGCUCAAGUUUUGUUCUGCCCAGUGGAUGAAGGAGAUAUGUGUAACAUUCCCUUUGACAAUAAAAACAUGGUUUCAUUUCAGGCCCCUAUCUCUGCGACCCCAGCAUUGCCACAGGUGUCCAACGUUGAUAUGCAGAUGAGGAUUGAAGGGCUGCAUUUUCCUGGUUGCAGAGCCUGCAAUAGACUCACUGCAGAGCCCUCCUGGAAACCAAGAAAUCUGCUUUGCAAAGAACAUUAACCCUGGCAAUGGAUAUCAGUGAAUAUUAGUUUCUGCAAUAGUAAUUCAAGAAGCAUUGUUAGAUAUAUCAUGUAUCAUAGAAUACAGACAUGUAAAAUCAUGGUCGUGAGUAGUCAUAAGUGACUUUGGAAAGAAUGAUAUAAAUCCUUAUGCAAUGGAAAUCCCAGACUUGUUGGCAAGUCCCACAAUUGAUUGGAGGUACCUUGAUUCAUUUCAGUUAAGCUGGUUAACAUUUACACAGAAUCGACCAUUUAUAAAAGAUUAUGUAAGCUAGGUAGAAAAAUAGAAAAGUGCAGUUUUCUAAAAGUGAUUGACUUUUUCCUUUUUCCAUACUCAAAGACACAUUGACUGGUAGAAAGAGCUAAAGAUGGAGAGGCUGAAAGAAAGUCAUGAGGUCCAGAUUAUCCACAGACCAUGCAAUGGGAAAAUGAAGGGUCAAGAAUUUAUUCCAGAAGCAAAAUGGUUUUUGUAAAACCUGGCUAGAUUGCAUGAAUUGAUUUUUAAAACAUAUUAUAAUUUCAACUUUUACUUUUGAUUGCAAUAAAGGUAUUAGUCUUGUUC
This is a messenger RNA of Ictidomys tridecemlineatus (thirteen-lined ground squirrel), 2628 nucleotides long. The record is from RefSeq and is a predicted model, not a curated record. NCBI's taxonomy places the organism in Eukaryota, Metazoa, Chordata, Mammalia, Rodentia, Sciuridae.